AUGGCGGUUCCGGCAGAGUACGUUAAGCAUAUAGAGUUAUAUGUUGACUCAUCAAGCUCUCCGUCUCAACAGAUUGCUUGUGUGGAUUCACUUGCUAUCCUUUUGAAGACUGGGGUGCUAACUCUGGAAGCAUUAGUUAAAGAGAUGGACUUAUAUCUGACUACCACAGACAGCAUCAUUCGUUCAAGAGGUAUUCUUCUCCUUGGGGAAAUAGUGUCACGAUUGAAGCUGAUCCCUUUAAGAGAUGCUGCAAUUCAUAGUUUGAUAAGGUUUUUCAUAGAAAGGCUGGAAGACUGGAGAGCAUUGCGUGGUGCACUUGUUGGUUGCUUGGCACUGAUGACGAGAAAAAGGGAUGUUGGUGUGGUAAAAGAUGAUGAUGCAAAGGCUUUGGCUAAAUCAUUUACCGAAUUUCUGCAGGUGCCAUCCUUGGCACAGCAUGAUCGCAAGCUCUGCUAUGAACUUCUGGAAUGCCUGUUGGAUCGGUACCCCAAUGUUGUUCGUGUGAUGGGUGAUGAACUUUUAUAUGCAAUCUGUGAAGCUAUUGACGAAGAAAAGGAUCCUCAGUGCUUGAUACUCACUUUUCACAUAGUUGAAGUUGCUGCCCAAUUGUUUCCUGAUUCUUCUGGUCCAUUUGCUAAGUACGCUGCGGAGUUCUUUGAGAUAUUGGGCAGUUAUUUUCCCAUUCAUUUUACACAUCCAAAAGAUGAAGAUGUUGGUGUUGGUAGAGAUGAGUUAUCCAGAGCAUUGAUGCUUGCAUUUGGUUCAACACCACUUUUUGAACCAUACUCUAUUCCAUUGCUAAUCGAUAAACUUUCCUCCACGCUUCCAUCAUCCAAGGUUGAUUCCUUGAAGUUUCUUGUCUACUGCUCUUCAAGAUAUGGAUCAGAUAGGAUGGUUAAACAUGGUGAAGAGCUUUGGUCCUCUCUGAAAGAUGUCCUAUACACCUCACCCCAGUCUGCAUUGUCUGCGGUGUCAAAAUCAUUUGUUGGUAUGGUGUUUGAGGAGAGUGAUGUAAUGAUCCAAGCUCUGGCACUUCUGCAGGAACUUAUGCAGAAUAAUGGCGAUUUGUUCUUAAAUUUGAUCCUUUCUGAUGAAGAUAUUAAUGUCUUCAUGAAGUCGCUAACUCUGCCUUGUGAUGAUAUAACCUUACAAAUAAAACAAAGGCUUCAUUCUGUAGGUCGGGUUCUUUCUAUUUCUGCUGAAUCUUCCAUUGCUUCCUGCAAUAGAGUAUUUGACAAAUUCUUUCCCAGUUUGUUGGAGGCAUUGGGAUUCUCAGUUGGAAGUCACUCUAAAGAGAAUUGUAUUACUGAAACUGGCAAUGUUUCUUUUACUUCGAACUAUCGUGCUCUAUACGUUUGCGUUGAACUGCUUGAUGCAUGCAGACACUUAAUGUUGGACCUAAAAGACUUUACUUCACAUUCUGAUAUUGCACUGGAGACUUGUUGCUGCAUGCUUCAAAACUAUUCCAGUUCGUUGGCAGUAGUCUUCUUCUCCAGUUUGGAAGCAGUGGCUGCUAGAAAUGAUCAGGAUCCUUUUGCUCAUUCUGGAGCCAAGGGUUUGCAGGUUCUAGCCACAUUUCCUGGAAGUAUCUGUCUCAUUUUGUCAUUGCCUUUUGAGAAUAUAUUGUUGAACCUGGUGUCAGCCAUCACUUCUGACUUCAACAAGAUAUUUCUGUGGAAUUUGAAUCUGAAGUCAUUAGUGGUGAUUGGGUUAUUUAUUUAUCAGUAUCAAGAAUCUGAGAAAGCAUUGAGCUUUGAGCGGCUUGUUGUGGAGAAGGUUGUUUAUCUGGUGUUUGCUGAUGAACCUGCCAUGCCACUGCCUCUCAAAUUUGAAGCUAUCCUUGAAAUUGGAAGGACAUCUAAGAGCAAUUUGUUGAGAGUUAUUCAAGGGAUGGACAAGGCUAUAUCUGCCAAUUUCGCUCAGGCUUAUGUGAAGGGGAGCUUGGAGUCAGUUGAAUUGAUGAUCAAGCUUUUGGAAUGUUACAGUACUAAGGUUCUCCCAUGGUUUGAGGACAAUGGGGGUUCCGAAGAAGUCGCCCUUAAUUUUACUGCUAGUUUCUGGGAGCUGAUUGAGAAUUGUAGUUUGUCAGGCCUCACUCUUCAAAAUAAAGAACUUCUUAAGGCAACUGUAAUGAUGUUAAAGGAAGCAGUUCGAUGUUGUUCAUGUCAAGGUCAGGAGAAAGUUGUACGUAGAGCCUUCAAGGUGUUAUCAGGAAGCACUUCUACAUUGAAUGCUUCACCACCUGGAACUUCACUUUCCAAGUCCGAGGGUUUGUGUCUUAGUCAUUAUUCUGAUAGUGAUUUAUUUAAGGACGAUUGGGUCUUGGUGCUGUUUACUUCAGUUGUUAUUGCACUACGUCCUCAAACAUGCAUCCCAAAUGUAAACAUGAUUGUGCAAAUGCUCUUGACGAGCUUCGGUAGAGGUCAUAUUUGUUCAGCUCAGGCGCUGGGUUCUUUGGUUAAUAAAUCACCUUCAAAGAGCAAUGCAAGUAAUGUUCCAAAAGGAUGUGGCACGGAAGAAAUAAUUGAUACUAUAUUCAGUAGCAGUAUAUGGACCACCUGUAAAAGUGAUCGUGGGAGCAAAUGCUUAGAACCUGCUAAUGGCAGUGAGACAUAUUUUAGCAAUAGCCUUAAUGAUUUAGAUUGUGCCCCUUUGCAUAUCUGUGCUAUUGUUGGAUUUGCAUGGAUAGGUAAGGGGCUAGUAAUGCGAGGCCACGAAAAGGUAAAAGACAUUGCUAUGGCUUUCUUAGGUUAUUUGGAUCAGAAUAUCAAUGCCGUGGACUUCUCACAGUUCCAUGGCCAUAGUGAAAUCUGCAAAGAACAAGAAUGGAGUACUGCAAGAUUUGCUUCAGAUACGUUUCAUAUUCUCAUGAGUGAUUCUGGACCUUGUUUAAAUAGGAGAUAUCAUGCUGUGAUAAGGCCACUUUACAAGCAACGGUUUUUCAGCACUAUGAUGCCAAUCCUUUCAUCUCUUAUGAUGGAAUCUGAUACAUUAUCUUCAAGAUCUAUGCUCUCUCGAUCAUUUGCUCACCUAGUAUCAGAGGCUCCUUUGUCUGCUAUAAUUGGUGAAGCCAAAAAGAUCAUCCCUUUGCUUGUAAAUAGCUUGUCCAUGUUGACUGGAGAUAUUCUGAACAAAGACGUCGUCUACAGUAUGCUACUUGUCCUGUCUGGAAUUCUGAUAGAGAAAAAUGGACAAGAAGCUGUUGAAGAAAAUGCACACGUCAUAAUCAACCAGCUAAUUCAGCUUGCUGUCUUUCCUCACAUGAUGGUAAUCCGGGGGACAGCAAUUCAAUGCAUUUCUGCUAUGUCAAGACUGCCCCAUGCGCGGAUUUAUCCAUUGAGAACCAAGGUUUUACAAGCUUUAUCAAAAUCCCUUGACGAUCCAAAGAGAGCUGUUCGACAAGAAGCAGUUAGAUGCCGCCAGGCUUGGACCUCUUUUUGCCGCGUUCCUUGCUGCCCUUAUCUGUUGAACAAACCAGAGCCAACUGAUUUGUGCAUCUCAAAUGGAAAGUCAAUGUCUAGGUUGCAGAAUAUAUCUUGUUUUCCAGCUCUCGGAGCAGAAGCUGUCUCAUUGUGA
This is a messenger RNA of Oldenlandia corymbosa var. corymbosa, 3576 nucleotides long. NCBI's taxonomy places the organism in Eukaryota, Viridiplantae, Streptophyta, Magnoliopsida, Gentianales, Rubiaceae. The record is from the annotation of a GenBank genome assembly.